Lecanosticta acicola is the source of this 2739-nucleotide messenger RNA. NCBI's taxonomy places the organism in Eukaryota, Fungi, Ascomycota, Dothideomycetes, Mycosphaerellales, Mycosphaerellaceae. The record is from the annotation of a GenBank genome assembly.
AUGGCUCAGUCAAAUGCCCCGCGACCACCGCCUAACAAGAAUAACGACAGUCGCAAACGAAAGGAGCAUCCGACAUCGAUUUCUAAACCUGACAACAAGCGACCAAAGUCCGACCAUCGUGCUAAACAGCGUGACGCUCGUACUCUGGCAACCCAGGCCUCGUCAAAAGCAUUCAGCAAUGGAGAGCUAGACGUUGAAAGGUUUGUCAAAGCUCGCGAGUAUGAGGUUCGUGCCUUGGAAGAGGGAAUGUCGAGAAGCAAGAAGGCAUUAUCGAAGAGAGCGUUUCAGCAGGUUCCCAAGGACUUGAGGAGGAGGACGGCUAGUCACAAUGCCAAGAGGGUGCCCAAAAGACUACAGUCAAGGGCGAAGAGGGAGGUAUGUUACAUGCUUGCAUCGAGCUGAAGGUGGGUAGUUCCAGCACAGCGAGAGCGAAAGGCUGAUGUGUGGUAGAUGAUUGAAGACAAUACUCCUACCGUGACUCAAAGGAGAAGAAAGCCAACUCGACACAUGCGAUUGAGAUUGGAGACCGCGAAGAGAUUGAGAGCCUUGGGUGCGCAGAGGAAAGCUAGCAGAGCAGAGGACAAGGGCGACCAAGUUGUGGUAAAGCCCGGCAAGAGUACAGAGCAAAAGGACGAUAAGGAGAGUCAGGGUCUGAGAACUCGAGCACCGAAAGUGAAAAAGGCCAGCGCUGCCACUCCUCCAUUACCUAAAGCCAAGUUCCGGAAGCGACAAAAGAGCAAGACGUGGUUACCGACCCAUAUGUUCCAUGCCAAACGGGCUCGCAUGACGCCUCCAAAGGAGCCGCUCUGGAGAUUCGCGAUACCUUUGACACCUACAGAAAAGAGUUAUCGACCGACACACCGCGCUGCCAACGAGCGUGGCGCAGUCGCCUGGGACAUGAGCUAUAUGUCUACAAUGGGACUGAGCGGACAACAAAAGAGCAUUCAGGGCAUCUUCAAAGCUCUCGGCAUUGGCUCGCUUUCUGGAAAGAACAUGUUUAGCAGCGAGGGGGAGAGAUGGAGAAAUGGAACAAGGAUAUGGGAAGGUCCCGUGUUCCGUCGAGAAACGCCACAUCAGCCCAUCGCGCCCGUCACUGUGGUGUGGUGUGUGCCCUCGGAGCCAAACAGGGAAUGUCUAAAGGACGAAUCUGAGCAACGCAAACGGCAGGCGCUAAUGCGAGUUCAUCCAUCUGCAUUUUGGCAAUUGUGGGAAGAAGUCAUGCGUCUUUCAAAGGUUGCCAAACCGCAGGUCGUGGUAGAAGAUCUACGCUUCGAGGUUGGCAGCAUUGCGCUCACUGGACCUGGUGCUGUGGAGGCCUUGCAAGGAGCUCUGUGGCCUUCGCCGUCAACUGCACCUGUUGGAGAAACCGAGGACUCAAUACCAGAAAUAUGGAAAUCACUGGCGGGAAUGCAGAACCAGGUCAUGCUUCCGCAAAACGUACUAUUGGGCUUUGAGGUUCAAGAUCCCCGACUGCACCAUCCACCACGGACGAUUGACACUCAGAGGACUCCAGCUGAGCAAAGGAAGCUUCUUGAGACUUUAGCGACGUGGCCAGUAGAUUCUUUGCAACGUGUUCCCGCCUUCUUCAACCGACGCGCACGGCUUGCUGCAGGCGCUGCACUUGCCAGUCAGAAAGUCAUCAAUCGACGCAAGAGCGCAGCGGCGCCGGGACAGUAUCCAGAGCAAUUGACGAAGGAUCCCAGAAUACCUGUCCUGAUAUACUACCAGUCAAGCUCGAAGGGACGGCAAGCCACAUUUACCAUUCUUACACCCUGGAAGUGUGUACAGCCAGUUUGGUACAGCAUUAUGUAUUAUCCACUUUCAACAGGAGGUCAACCGCGUUUUGGAGGCUUGGAUGAGAAGCGUCAGCUAGCCUUUGAGAACAGCCAGCCCUGGUUUCCUGGAGAUUUCCCUGGCACGCAAGCUGGUUGGGAAUACGAGGUUACCGAGAGGAGAAGGCGAGAAGCUGACUGGCGAAAACGGCCGAAGUCGAAGAGGGUGAACUGGGAAGCUCUCGAUCUUGGCAACGGCAAGAAGGGCGAGGUCGGACGCGGGUGGGCUUGCGACUGGGAGAGGCUGCUGUCAGGAGUGGUAGAGCAUGAUGGCGAGACUGCAGAGCCAGUCAACACUGAGCGAAACACUACAACGACUGCGGAGACGGUACCAGCAAACACUCUGCAGAGUGCCCCAGAACUCAUGCAAAUGUCCGUGGAGCAAGCGAACGCGAUCCUUCAGGGAAACUCGGAAUCAUUCCCUGAGUCGUCCCUGAGUCGCUCACUGGUCACGGUUCGCGUCCAGCUGCUAGUUCGUGGAGUACCUCAGACUUGUGCUCGUAUCUACCGCCUCCCGUCCGCCUCCUCUGGCAAAGUUCGAAAGCGGUGGCUCGACCUUCGUCCUGAAGUCCAAGCGAAGCAGAAGAAGGCUGCGAAGAACGCACUGUCUCGAACGUCGAAGGAUGUGCCGGGCCACCUACGGAUUCAACGCUUGGCUCAGUCAUUAAUCGCUGCGCCUACAGCCGAUGAUGACGAUUAUCCCCUUUGUCCAGGCGAGGAAGACUUGGUUGGUUUCGUGACGACUGGCGACUUCAAUCUAGGAGAGGGGCAGGGGACUGGUGUUGGAAGCAUCUUGCUAGACAAGGUUGUUGAAGGGGUCAAGGACGAUCCGCGCUAUGGGAGGUUGUGCAUUGUGAGAAAUGCUGGGCAUGGCGUUGGAAGGUUGGCACGAUGGGAAAUAGUGUGA